CAACAAGGUUAUUUGAACAGUCGCAACUCACGAGUGAUGUUUUGUGUAUUAUAAAUUAGGAUACUCUAACAAAAAUACAUUUCGUUCAGUGGUUUUACGAAAAUUAUUCUAUAAAAUUUAUUAUUUAGUCAAAAACUAUGGGGGAUGAACAAAAAACACCCUGUUAUGGAGAUCUUAAUGAAGAGCUUCAAAUGAUCCAGCAACAAAAUUUGGCUCCAAACGUCAACAAACUAUCGACAACAAUUGGCCAAGUGCCAUCAUUUAUUCAAUCAAAGGUAGGAAUUCAGCUACAGAUAGCUGAAUUGCAAAGACAGCAGCUGAUCCUAGACAAACUACAUGCAGACGAGGUGUUCAAGGCAAAGGAAAGUGCUUUGGAAGCUCAGAAAAAUUUAGCUUUAACAAUGUUAGAUGCAAAUCCAUCAUCUACUUUUCUUAUUGAGACCAAUAAUAAAGUGCUUAAUAAUGUAGCUGAAUUUAGUGCAAUUAAUGUGUUUGCGAAUGCGAGUGCACCACCUGCGAUUGAAGUGGAUCCCGUGGUGUCUCCAUCGGAGACUGCUGCGACUGCUGCGACUGAAGAUAUUAAAGCAACAGAUCUUGGUCUCUCGCAGCUGUCAUCGUUGGAAGGAGUUAAAAUACAACAUGUGUCUGCUCCAAAUGCGAGGGAGACAUAUGAGGUGUUCGGCCCUAACGGAAGCCGUAUAUACCGCGUUAAUAUAAGCUUUGGAUUUUUUGCUGAUAAAAAGAAAAGAACGGUGCUAGGAGAAAUAUUGAACAAUAAGCUUAAAGAGGUGGCAACUUUCCGUACUAACGAAAAUAAUGCUAUGGAAUUGGUGGUUGGCAACAAGAUAGUAUGCGUGGUUAAACGACAGCCGACUAUGUUCAAGCCAGUGUUGACUGUCAGUGAUGAGCUAGGCAAAAUACUUCUGAAAAUUAAAGGGCUUCGCUCUUGGAUAAACUUGGGUACAAAUUCUCCGUUCUUUUAUGUCGAGACUUCUAGCAAGGACUGUAUCGGCUGUAUCAUCAAGGAUCUGAGCAGAACCUGCAAAUCAAGCGACGCAAGCAUUGAGUCUCAGUACAGCGCUAUCGACUUCCCUUGUGAUCUCGACGUUAACAGCAAGUUGGCUGUCAUCGCCAGCAGCUUCCUAAUUGUGAGUGCCAAUCUUGCAGCGGAUCGUAAAAGCGUGGAUUGCGUUUAAUGUAAAUGAUCAAGAAAAUAAAAUUAUUUGUAAUGAUUUGUGCUACAAGAAUCUUUAUAAUAU
Messenger RNA from Chilo suppressalis (striped riceborer), 1259 nucleotides. Lineage: Eukaryota; Metazoa; Arthropoda; Insecta; Lepidoptera; Crambidae. The record is from the annotation of a GenBank genome assembly.